AAUCCCACCAAUUAUGAACCAUAUGAGUUCAAACUCUCGGAUAAAUUCCGUAAACUGGCCAAGGAGGAACUUCGCGAGGACGAUGAAAUCCGGGAACAGGCCCUGGCCAAGCUGAGGGAAUGGAUCGCAAAGCAUCCUUACAUCCGCAAGUGUCGAACCGAUGCCAACUUUCUGUUACGGUUUUUGCGAUUUCGGAAGUUUUCGAUCCCACAGGCCCAGGAGGCCAUCGAGAAGUAUUUGGUCAUGAGACAAACUUUCCCAAAGUGGUUCCAGAAGCUAGACUGUAACGAACAGCUGAUGCGAAGUGCGAUCGAUGAUGGCGUGCUGAUCCCAUUGGGACAAGAUGAGGAAGGUCGACAGGUCAUUUGGGCUCAUUUCGGAAACUUCGAUGUGGAGAAAAUGGAUCCGAUAGCAGAGUUUCGAUACACGAUGAUGUUCAUGGAAAUGAUGCUGGAAGAUGAGGAGUUCCAGAUUGCCGGCGUCAGAGGUUGGGUAGAUUAUUCGAACAGCACCAUGAAACAUUACGGGAUCUGGGGUAUUUCGGAUAUGAAACUGCUGAUGGAAGCUGUCAAUCACAUGAUACCGUUUCGUAUUCGAGGGAUACACGGAGUCAAGCUUCCCAAAUACGCUGUAGCCAUUGCCAAUCUUUGUCUAUCCUUUGCGUCACCAAAACUCAAAUCAAGAAUAAGUUGCCACAGUACGGUUCUCGAUUCGAAAAAGCACUUUGAGCAAUCGCUCUGGCCUCGCGAAUACGGUGGCCUGGUGGAUGUGGACCAGAAGUUACGGGAGGUCAAGCGACGGUUGGCCGAAAGAAGGGAAGCGAUUUUGGCCCUCGACGAUAUGGAAAUUGAUAUCGAGCACUAUUCUUCGCAAUGGGAACAUCACCUGAAGAAAGAUUCGCACAUUCAGAAAGUGGAAAUCGAUGCCGGGGUUGCCGGUUGCUUCCGGAAGUUGGAGGUUGACUAG
Uranotaenia lowii is the source of this 966-nucleotide messenger RNA. RefSeq names its product clavesin-2-like. Gene Ontology annotation, cellular component: membrane. The record is from RefSeq and is a predicted model, not a curated record. Gene Ontology annotation, molecular function: phosphatidylinositol bisphosphate binding. The annotation marks the transcript as partial. The transcript has 2 exons. NCBI's taxonomy places the organism in Eukaryota, Metazoa, Arthropoda, Insecta, Diptera, Culicidae.